Chinchilla lanigera (long-tailed chinchilla) is the source of this 1675-nucleotide messenger RNA. RefSeq names its product cytochrome b ascorbate-dependent protein 3. NCBI's taxonomy places the organism in Eukaryota, Metazoa, Chordata, Mammalia, Rodentia, Chinchillidae. The record is from RefSeq and is a predicted model, not a curated record. The coding region runs from base 193 to 921 and encodes 242 amino acids. Gene Ontology annotation, cellular component: lysosomal membrane. Gene Ontology annotation, molecular function: oxidoreductase activity. The transcript is spliced from 7 exons.
GGUUAUUUUUGCAGACACAAGCCGGCGGAGUGUCUUAUCCUACCUCCGGGAUUUGGAGCAGUGGCCGGCUCUUGCUGCGAGAGGCGGCCUUCAGAAUUCCUGGCCCGUGGCGUGCAGCUGUGGCGUAGGGCUGUGGCCAAGGGGAGAGUACCGGCUGUGGGCUGUGAAGUCAACAGACGAGCGUGAGUGGCAAUGGCUCCCGGGGGCUUCUACCUGGCCUGCCUGCUGCUGGGCUGCCUGGGCUUCCUCUGCGUCCUCUUCACCACCUACUGGGUCCAGCACUGGCGCGGCGGCUUUGCCUGGGACGAUGGCCUGCACAUGUUCAACUGGCACCCAGUGCUCAUGGUGUCGGGCAUGGUGGUGCUCUACGGAGCCGCGUCGCUGGUGUACCGCCUGCCGCAGGCGUGGCUGGGGCCUCGGCUGCCCUGGAAGGCCCUGCACGCAGCCCUCCACCUCGUGGCCUUCGUCUUCGCCGUGGUGGGGCUGGUUGCUGUCUUCCGGUAUCACAGCCACUCCAAGGUUGCCCACCUCUACUCCCUGCACAGCUGGCUGGGUCUCGCCGCCGUCAUCCUCUUCGCCUGCCAGUGGUUCCUCGGCUUCGCUGUGUUCCUGCUGCCCUGGGCGCCGCUGUGGCUGCGCAGCCUCCUGAAGCCGCUCCAUGUCUUCUUUGGAGCCGCCAUCCUGGCUCUGUCCAUGGCAUCCGUCAUCUCCGGCAUCAACGAGAAGCUGUUCUUCAGCCUGAAGAACACCACCGCACCGUACCAGAGCCUGCCCAGCGAGGCCAUUUUUGCCAACAGCACGGGGCUGCUGGUGGUGGCCUUUGGGAUGCUGGUCCUCUAUGUCCUUCUGGCUUCACCGUGGAAACGCCCAGAGCCCGGGGCCCUGGCCGACACACAGCCCUUGUUGUGCGAGCGGGAGUGACCCAGGGAAGGGCCCCCGGAAGUCGCCGCUGCGGUCUCCACCCCCCCAGAAGAGCCGGGGGCUGGCCUGGUGCUGCUGACGCCUCCUUGCUGGCUGCUGCCCUGCUCCUCUGGGUGUCGCUGGUGUCUCGGCGGGGACGUCGCAGGUCCUGUUGUGCAGGACCCUCACGCCCUGGCUGCGCAGCAGUGCUGCUCUCUGUGAUGGGGCUGGUCCCCAGGAAGUGAGCUGGGGCUCGGCACAGGGCAGCCAGCGUGGAGCCCGGGCUCGGGUGCAGCCUCCUGGGCAGUGAGCUUGUGCCCGGUGGGUGGCCGACUGUGGCCUCACUAUGCCCUGUGUGUGUGUGUGUGAGACUCUCCAUGUCUGCGCAGCACUUCCAUUUCAGCUGCUGCUCCAGCCGGGGCGAGUGGAUGCCGCCCUUCCCCGGGCUCCCAUGUUGUCACCUGUGUCCCAGGAUGGCGCAGAGGGAGGGUCCCUUGCUCCCCCUGCCGGCCCAGGACCCACCCACCCUUCUAGCCCACUGCAGCCCACUGGAAACCAAGGCCACUGUGUGGGGCCCUGUGCUUGCCCACAAAGUGCAGCCCCCUCCCCGCAUGCUGGCCCAGCUCUUGGCGCCUCUUGGGUGAGCCGUGCCAGGCCCUGGGCCUCCCUGGCAGGAAGGCGCCUGGCUGGUCACCUGGGCACACAGCUCCGUUCCCCAGAUGGGCGUUUCCCUUGCUCGUGAGCUUGGCUCUCACUAAACCGUUUUUAGAGCUGA